Molecule: messenger RNA, 3530 nt
Organism: Cololabis saira (Pacific saury)
Lineage: Eukaryota; Metazoa; Chordata; Actinopteri; Beloniformes; Belonidae
Gene: cenpt
Product: centromere protein T
Exons: 13
Coding region: 222-3200 (992 amino acids)
Biological process (GO): chromosome segregation; mitotic cell cycle; kinetochore assembly
Cellular component (GO): kinetochore
Molecular function (GO): DNA binding; protein heterodimerization activity
Source: RefSeq, a predicted model, not a curated record
UUCACUUAAAAAUAACGCGGGACAGACAGUGGGAGGGGAGUAAACGUUAAUCCAGUUUGACUCCGGUCCUUAUUUAUGUUUACUUAGAUUCAAGAUAUUAAAAGAAAACGCAGUUUUAAGUUCGACCUCAUCUUAUCACCAAGGCUUUUUGGGGAUAACGGGGCUGUUUCCACCCGCAGCUCUGACAGUAAACUGCUGUUUUUAGCCACCCAGCUGACGUGAUGGACGUGUCUGAGGAUUUGUCUGCUCGGGUUUUAUUAAAACAUAUUCUCACCACCGAGACGCCCCGGACUCCUGUCAGGCGGAGUGCUUCAAAGGAUCCGUCUACCAGCGGGAUCCGGCGCAGUUCCCGGCAGAAGAAGAGAGAUGAGGUCCAAUCCCCCCAGAACAUCUUGAGGCGCAGCCUGAGGCACAACAUCCGGGAGAGUAUAACGAGAAAAUCACUGCCUCAAGGGAGGACUUCCUCAGCCCUGCUCAGAAAGAGUGCUGCACCCUCAAUGCUUUUUAAUGAUGGAGAAACUCCCAGGCAUCUUCUCAAGAACAUCCUGCAGACAGAGCCUAGGAAGUCUCCUGUAGUUCAUGAAAAGGGGGCGUCUGAAGAGCAUGAGCUGCCUUUAUCUGACAACACAGUUACUCGUAGUCGUCCUAGUAUUGAGCUGUCAGGGCUGGAUCUGCCUGAUGUAACUUUUGGCAGUGUUCCAAGCACCGCAAAGGUGCUAACCAGAAAGAGACCACAUCGAAGCCUCAACGUUACAGCUUUUGAAAAACGUCUGAAAGUUGGAGAUGAUGCUGAAGUGGAAAUUGAGAGUUCAGUAGGGGACCAUUCAUCACUUUCUUUGUCAAGUUCUACUUCCUUGAGUCUGAAGACACCCUGUGCUGAUGUUCGAACUGAGAAAAAAGGUCUGCAAAGAAGAGUUUCUAAUCGUCGUAAAAUCACACAAGAAGAAUUUGGGGCAGCUGUGAACAGGCGGGAGAUGGGAGGGGUGAGCAGCGUUGCACUGGUUGAGCGAGAUCUCAGUGAGACGACCCACAGUGAGGGAUUCACAUUGGGUCUGACUAAACUUGGCGAGUCUGAUAUCACGGGUGAUAUUGUGAACUGCAACACAGCUCUCUACGACCAGCCUCAUGCAAUGACCUCUAACUUGUCCAUUUGUGCCGCUCAAGACAAGUCCACAUUCAUGGUGUCGCAACAUCAGAAGGAGAUCCGAAUGAUGGACAUGGGGGACGUGGGGCAGAGUAUGCUGGAGACAGAGCAGUUCAUGUCUGGAUUUCUAAAGAAAGGAGGGGUUGUUACUGAAGCUCAAAACAAUGAAAGUCUUUCUGGGGCUCAGUUGCAGGAAGAUGCAGAUGAAGCUGAACCCCAAAAUCUGGAUGCUCUCGGUCAAAAAGAAGCUUCUGCAUUCUUGUCAAUAUCUGAGGAUGAAGAAAAUGCUGCCCAGGCUCCCCUCAGUAACAUAUACAACAGAGUUGAGUCUGAGGAAAGGGAAGUUGAAACUGAGGACGACGGUGCAGCUGAUUUCCACCGAGAAGACAAAGUUGAUGAGGAGGAGGAAGGUGUAGCUGGAUCUCAGAAAGAGGAGGAGGAGGAUGAGGAGGAUGAGGAUGAGGUGGAAGGUGUAGCUGGAUCUCAGGAGGAGGAGGAGGAGGAGGUGGUGGAGGAAGGUGUAGCUGGAUCUCAGAAAGAGGAGGAUGAGGAUGAGGUGGAAGGUGUAGCUGAAUCUCAGACAGAGGAGGAGGAGGAGGAAGGUGCAGCUGACUCUCAGGAGGAGGAGGAGGAGGAAGAGGAAGAAGGUGCAGCUGAAUCUCAGAUGGAGGAGGAGGUGGUGGAAGGUGCAGCUGACUCUCAGGAGGAGGAGGAGGAGGAAGAGGAAGAAGGUGCAGCUGAAUCUCAGAUGGAGGAGGAGGAGGAGGAAGGUGCAGCUGACUCUCAGGAGGAGGAGGAGGAGGAAGAGGAAGAAGGUGCAGCUGAAUCUCAGAUGGAGGAGGAGGUGGUGGAAGGUGCGGCUGACUCUCAGGAGGAGGAGGAGGAGGAAGAGGAAGAAGGUGCAGCUGAAUCUCAGAUGGAGGAGGAUGAGGUGGAAGGUGUAGCUGAAUCUCAGACAGAGGAGGAGGAGGAUGAGGAUGAGGUGGAAGGUGUAGCUGGAUCUCAGACUGAGCAGGAGGUGGACGGUGCGGCUGAAUUUCUGACAGAAGAGGAGGAAGAGCCAGCUGGAUCUCAAUCAGAAGUGGGUGCAGCAGAACCCCAGUGGGAAGACGUUGAAGCAGGUUCUCAAACCGAGGAAGAGUCCGUGCUGGGCUCUCCACCAGACAAAGAUGAAGAGCAAGAUGGUAGAGCAAAAUCCCAGACGGAAGAAAAUGAGGAUGUGACUGAGUCUCAGACUGAAGAUGACCCCAAUUGGAAAGGGGAUGGAAAGAACAAAAGGCCGGUAUCAGAACAGCUGGAACGUGACUUGAAGCGGAUCAGUCAGAGGGCUCAUCGCUCCAUGGGUGCUCUCAUUAUGCCUGUCACAGAAAUGGGGGAAGAUUUGGUUAAGCCCAACGCAGCAGAGCACAACCCUGAGGCUGGAAAAGAGACUUCCUUUCAUCUUUCAUCUCAUCUCAGUGGACAUCUGGGUGAGCCUCCACCUGAAGAAGCUCCUGCUCAGGAUGAGGAACCAGAAGAGUGGGAAGACGAAGAUGACGGUGAAGAAAGUGAAGAUUUACCCUCCAAGACACCAGCAUUUGUGAGAGAGAAAAGGAACUUUUUUCUGCAUGAUCAUCUGGCCUCACCUUCUGUUAUUAAAAAUAUUCAAGCCAGUGGUGCGACUGAAGAGUUACCUGCAGUGAAACCCAAGAAGGUGAGACAGAGGAAGGCGGGGCCGACCAAAGGGGAGCAAGUCCUACCUAAGACCUACCUUAUGAGUCACUUCAGACACUUUGCCAAAAUGAAGGUCUCUGCAGAUGUUUACCCCGUCUUAAAUGAGACAAUGGAUAAGUUCUUUGGUCGGCUGACUGAGGAUUUGGAGACGUAUGCUGCCCACGCCAAGAGAAAAACCAUUGAGGUUGAAGAUGUUGUUCUUCUGUUGAAAAGGCAGGGUUACGUGAAUGACAAGGUGCCAGUGGAGGUACUUAUCGAAAAAUACCUUCGUAUGGAACAACGAAAGAUCCUAAUCCCUUGUGCAACCAGUGGAAAUGUUGUUAUUCCAAAAAGGCGUAGGUGAACUGUCUGGCUUUAAUCUCUCUCUACUUUAUACAGCCUGUGACAUAUGUGGUAAUUUAAGUUGUUAUGUAUAAAUGUUUAUGUACAUGUUUAAAUAUUUUCAAUGUAUUAUUUGCAAAGAAUUCCUGUAUCAUGGGUAAUAGUGUCUGUAUUAUACUUUAUAAGUAGCGUGUAUAUGUGUAUGUGCAUAUUUGAUGCGUUGAUUUGUGCAUAGUUUUGCUUCAACAUGACUAAAGUGUUGGAGUGUCAGAAUGUGUCGGCUUUUUUUUUUGCUGUUUUUUUUCUUCCAAAGAUGCAUUCCUUUUUGACAGUUUUCAGACUUCUUUUAAAA